CAUUGCUAAACAAAUAUAUAUAUAAAAUAUAUUAAAUAAAUUCCGUAUAAAAUAACGAAAAGUUUACCAGAGUUGAGAAUAUUGAUUUAAAGUGAAAGAGUUAACUGCUUAAUAAGCAAUUUUAAAAAAGUAAAUUUAAUUAAAAUGUAUCCAACUGCGAGCCAGGGUGGAGUGACAAAUGGCAAUAUUUGAGAAACUCUAUGACCAAAGGCUAAAACUUGAUGACACCCAAAGGAUAGAGUGCGUCAUAGAAACUGCUCAGGAAGUUAAUGGCCAUACGGAAUAUCUGUUGAGAUUUCAACGUGGACCUCGUAAAGAAAAUUGUUGGAAAAUAUUACAUCGUUACAAUGAUUUUGUUCAACUCCAUAAAUGUCUUUCCAUUGCCGAUAUCCAAGAGUUACAACUUCCAGGCAAACGUCUUAUCGGCAAUAUGCGCCCAGAUUUUAUAGCUCAGAGAAGACAAGCAUUGCAAAUUUAUAUAAAUACUGUUCUAAUGAAUCCCAUAUUAGCAUCAUCGCUUCCUGCAAAGCGAUUUGUUGAUCCAGACAGUUAUUCGCAAUCCUUUCAUGAUCAAGCAGUUCAAAAUGCAUCUCUUUGCUUACGUAGUGAUGGUACUUGGACAUUGGGAGCUACGCUUGGUCUAAUAGGUUGGCGAUUACGAAAACAUUUUUUUAAAGUAUCACCAAAACCGCCAGAUAAAAGUGCUAGUAAACUUGUUAAGAGUGGUUCCCAGUCUCAUCAAAGUAAACAUAUCGGUGCAGCUGGCAGUAAUGGAAGUGGAAGUUCGCUUGAUAGCGGUAUGCUUGAUCCGUCUGAAUUGGUGCUCGAAUGGCUAGAAUUUGGUCCCGAUAAAUAUAUAGAUGAUAAAGAGUUAGGUGGCAUAUUGAGAAGUCUCAUGGGAUUGCAUCAUCCCUACAUUGAACCCGUCGUUUAUGCAACACAUAACGAAAACGGUUGCUUAAUAAUACGAAAAUUUCAUAAACAUGGUACACUUAAAGACUUCUUAUGCAUGUCUACACCAAAAAAUCCAUUUUUACGCAAAUAUGGUAAUCCAAAAGGUAGAACAGCGCUUACAAUGAAGCAAGUAGCAAAUUAUGGUAGACAAAUUUUAGAAGUGCUAAUAUAUUUACAUUCUAAAGGUUAUCCUUAUGGUCAUUUACAUUCCGGAAAUAUAGUCAUAGUUGAUGAUUGUGUUAAGUUAUUGGAUGUUGAAAAUUAUAUUCUUGGUGUGCCAGCAUUUUAUCGUCCGUUUUUUGUACAGCAUAGCAAAAUUCACACGGUCGAACAAGUUGAUGUUUAUUGUUUUGGGCAUGUUUUGUUUGAAAUGGCCAUGGGGUAUCCACUACAAGAGUCAGUAGUGCGGCAAAUUAAUGAUUGUCCAGAAUCUUUAAAAAAUUUAUUGGAAACGAUUUUAUCUAAAGAAGCAUGUCGAUCUGGUCUGCCAACACUUGAGCAACUUAUAGGCCAUCAAUUUUUUGCACAGCAUGCGACAAGCUCAACUGAUACUUUUGCAGAUGCUAACAAGCCUCACUUCAAGUUAUCUUUAAAUGCCAAAGAAGCUCUUAAACAAGCUGCAUUGAAAUGUGAACAUCGCUUGCGUGAUGAGCAAAAAUCUGUGAAAAACCAAAAACGUAUAGUACGAGUACAAGAAUUGAUGAGUUCAGAGGAAGAAAAAAGGAAAUCAAAACAAAAAGCAAAAUUGGAACAUAAGCAGUCAAAGUUAAAGCAACAAAGCUCUUUGCAAACCAGUAAUGGUCGUUUGUCAUUAGCCUCAGCAAGCAUUUCCACAACAGGCACUAACGUUAACCCUUUUAAUCGUUCAGAUAGUGUGCUUAGUGUGAAUUUGCAACAUGAGGGUAUCUCUAAUCCAAUAUCUAGUGCAAAAUCUCCACCUGCAACGCCUACAAUGCACCAAUUGCAUCAACAUCAAAAGGAAAUACCUACAUUGGCAAGUGUGGAAAGACAAUCAUCGUCGCCAAAUAUACCAACUGAUGACAAUAGUGAACCAGCCCGUUCUGCUUUACUCGAAUCAAUUUGUAAAUUUAAUCGGGGUUCAUUGCGUAAAGUCCGCUCUAAUGACUGAAAAUACUUUAUUUGAAAUCUCAAUGAACGUUGAUGAAAAGUUGUGCCAGAAUCAACAAAACCCAUUAACAUUGAAACUUGGACCAAAAAAUACAAUGGUGACAUUAAAACUGCGCCAACAAUUUUUUUAAUAUUUAAAUACUUGUAAUUUGGUGUAAACUUAUUGCUCUGAACAUAAAUACAAAAAAAAAAUUUUUAAUAUUGAAAGGAUUGUAUAACAUGCAACUAAAUAUUAAAAAUCUCACUAAAAUACCUAUGUAUGCAAUCGUGAAAUCUUUUACAAGUUACACGUUUUGUAUUGAGCUCAUUUCUUAGACACUGAUAUACUAUAUAUAUAUAAAAUUAGCUUAGCUUAGCUAUGCACGAUCCACUCUAUCCUUUAUUAAUUGUCCUAUCUUAUGCACUUUACGACUGAUUAAGAACAGUUUACAAAACUUACACUAUCCCAAUAUAUAUUCUAAGUGUUGUCGUAUUGUUUUAUUUUUCUACAUCAACAUGUUAGUGUGUUUGUUUAGUCUUAAAGAAGCUUAAAAAAUUUUAAUAUUUAAAAAUUUUACUUAAUAAUU
Molecule: messenger RNA, 2648 nt
Organism: Teleopsis dalmanni
Lineage: Eukaryota; Metazoa; Arthropoda; Insecta; Diptera; Diopsidae
Product: PX domain-containing protein kinase-like protein
Exons: 8
Coding region: 179-2083 (634 amino acids)
Biological process (GO): protein phosphorylation; endosome to lysosome transport; protein targeting to lysosome
Cellular component (GO): extrinsic component of endosome membrane; late endosome; early endosome
Molecular function (GO): actin binding; protein kinase activity; phosphatidylinositol binding
Source: RefSeq, a predicted model, not a curated record